Molecule: messenger RNA, 2394 nt
Organism: Menidia menidia (Atlantic silverside)
Lineage: Eukaryota; Metazoa; Chordata; Actinopteri; Atheriniformes; Atherinopsidae
Source: the annotation of a GenBank genome assembly
AUGCUGUCUUGCAGCAUAAUUGAAUCUGUCGCCGUUAUUCGGGCCGAGCUGUCACUCACGGUCCAUCCUCCUCAGCUGAAGCCCGUCCUCUCCCUACCCUUCACCGGCGAGACUAAAAGCGGACUAACCGCACACAACUCCACCGCCGUUUUUUCCAAAAGGCGCAAGAUGAAGAUGGCUGGAGGCUGGACGUGGCGCCUGCUGCUCCUGUCCUCUCUGGCCGUGGCCGCAGUGGCGGCCCUCGAGAAGCAGACGGAGUUCGGCGGCGCCGCAGAAGUGGACGAGGACCUGGGCCUGGACGAGGAGGAGCUGAGGGCCCUGAUGGCGGAAGAGGAGCAGGAGGAAGAGGAGGAGGAGGAGGAGGCCACGGUGAUGGACGACGAGCAGGUCGAGGAGCCGGCCGGAAGCGGAGCGGAGUCCGACGUCUCCUUUCAGGUGACCUACAAAACUCCCGUUCCCACUGGAGACGUUUACUUCGCCGAAACGUUUGACGACGGCUCGCUGGACAGAUGGCAGCUGUCGAAGACCAAGAAGGAGGACGCCGACGAGGACAUCGCCAAAUACGACGGGAGGUGGGCGGUGGAGACACUGAAGGAGAACAGAGUCCCCGGAGACCAGGGCCUGGUGCUGAAGUCCCGGGCCAAACACCACGCCAUCGCCGCCAUGCUGGACAAACCCUUCGUGUUCCAGGACGAGCCGCUGGUCCUCCAGUAUGAGGUGAAUUUUCAGGAUGGAAUCGACUGCGGGGGGGCUUACCUCAAACUGCUGUCCGACUCCGAGGGUCUGAACCUGGAGCAGUUCCACGACCACACGCCGUACACCAUCAUGUUCGGGCCCGACAAAUGCGGCGAGGACUACAAGCUGCACUUCAUCUUCCGCCACCGGAACCCCCUGAACAAAGACGUGGAGGAGAAGCACGCCAAGCGGGCCGACGUCGACCUCAAGAAGUUCUACAGCGACAAAAAGACCCACCUGUAUACGCUGGGUGGGUCCCCACCGCCGGGCGCCUCUGGGGGGCGCUGUUGGGCCUCUAUUGGGGCGCUGUGGAGCCUAUGGGGGGCGCUGUGGAGCCUCUAUUGGGGCACUGUGGAGCCCUUAUUGGGGGUGCUGUGGAGCCCCUAUGGGGGUGCUGUGGAGCCCUUAUUGGGGGGGCUGUGGAACCCUUAUUGGGGGUGCUUCCUGAACCCAGACAACAGCUACGAGAUGCUGAUCGACCAGGCCAGCGUGAGCCGCGGCAGCCUGCUGAGCGACGUGGUGCCUCCCGUCAACCCCCCCAAGGAGAUCGACGACCCCCACGACUCCAAACCGGACGACUGGGACGAGCGGGCCAAGAUCCCCGACCCCGAGGCGGCCAAGCCCGAGGACUGGGAUGAGGAAGCACCUGCAAAGAUUGAAGACCCCGACGCUCUGAAACCAGAAGGCUGGCUGGACGAUGAGCCGGAGUUUGUCCCCGACCCCAACGCGGAGAAACCGGAGGACUGGGACGAGGAGAUGGACGGGGAGUGGGAGGCCCCGCAGGUUCCCAACCCGGCCUGCGAGACGGCCCCCGGCUGCGGAGUGUGGAAGCGGCCCACGAUCAACAACCCUCUGUACAAAGGCAAAUGGAAAGCCCCGCUGGUGGACAACCCCAACUACCAGGUAACAGCUCAGGCUCACCGGGAGGUGGGACAGGAGGUGGGUCAGGAGGGAGUCUGGAAGCCGCGUAAGAUCCAGAACCCGGACUACUUCGAGGACCUGCAGCCGUUCCGGAUGGCGGCGGUCCGGGCUCUGGGCCUGGAGCUGUGGUCCAUGACCUCGGACAUCUACUUCGACAACUUCAUCCUCACCUCCCACAAGGAGGUGGCCGACCGCUGGGCCUCCGACAGCUGGGGGCUGAAGAAGCUGGUGGCCAGCGCCAACGAGCCGGGGAUCGUGGCGCAGCUGCUGAUGGCGGCGGAGGAGCGGCCCUGGCUGUGGGUGAUAUACGUCCUGACGGCGGGGCUGCCCGUGGGGCUGGCCGUGAUCUUCUGCUGGCCCAAGAAAGCAGACGAGGAGUACGCGUACAAAAAGGCCGACCUCUCCCGGGCCGACAUAGAGGAGGAGGAGGAGGAGGAGGCGGCAGAAGAGGAAGAAGAAGAAGAAGACAGAGCGGCCGAGGAGGCAGAGCCGGCAGCUCCAGAAACCGAGGCGGGUGAGAUGGAGGACGGAGGUCCGGGAGGGGACAACCUAGAGCUGGACGAGGACGAAGAAGAAGAAGAAGAAGAGGAGGAUGAGGAGGAGGAAGAGGAAGAAGAGGGAGGAGAGGAGGAAAGCAAAGAGCCAGAGAGAACAUUUGGAGAUAAGAAGGACGCCGGAGACGACGCCGAGGAGAGGAGCAAACAGGCCGUGAGGAAGAGGAGGGUACGGAAAGACUGA